Molecule: messenger RNA, 2004 nt
Organism: Diabrotica balteata
Lineage: Eukaryota; Metazoa; Arthropoda; Insecta; Coleoptera; Chrysomelidae
Source: the annotation of a GenBank genome assembly
AACACAAAAUCAAUAUUACAAAUAUUGUAUGGUUCCCAUGUGUUCCAAUACAACUUAUAAAACGCCAGGAAAGAUAUUUAUUCAUGUGCCAAAGAUAAAACACGCCGUUUAAAAUGGUUGAAGGCAUGUAGAAAACAUGAGAAAGAUAUAUUACAGAAAACUACAGCCCACGUAUGUGAGGAUCAUUUUAAUCUUGAAGAAGACAUGGAUAACUAUGUUAAAUACAAGUUAAUGGGUGGUCAGAAGAAAAUGAAAAUUAAUGUAGUGCCUCAUAUAUUUGAUUGCCAGCAAAAUAGAAAAAAAUCGUUUGAAAAUAAUCCCACCACUGCAGCUAUGGAAGAAAAAGUUGAAAUUAAGGAUGAGUUUGUUGGAGAAGACUCAAGAUGUCCAAAAAGUCACCCAUCCACAUCACUUGAUCUGGGAUACUUCGAGAAUGAACCAGAAGGUAAUUCAGAUAAGACAACUAAUAGAACAGUAGUUCAAACACAAAAUCAAUAUUACAAAUAUUGUAUGGUUUUAAUGUGUUCCAAUACAACUUAUAAAACGCCAGAAAAGAUAUUUAUUCGUAUGCCUCAAGAUAAAACACGCCGUUUAAAAUGGUUGAAGGCAUGUAGAAAAAAUGAGGAAGAUAUUUUACAGAAUACUAAAGCCCACGUAUGUGAGGAUCAUUUUAAUCUUGAAGAAGAUAUGGAUAACUAUGUUAAAUACAAGUUAAUGGGUGGUCAGAAAAAAAUGAAAAUUAAUGUAGUGCCUCAUAUAUUUGAUUGCCAUCAAAAUAGAAAAAGAUCAUUUGAAAAUCAUCCCACCACUGCAGCUAUGGAAGAAAAAGUUGAAAUUAAGGAUGAGUUUGUUGGAGAAGACUCAAAAUGUCUAAUAAGUCACCCAUCCACAUCCCUUGAUCUGGGAUACUUCAAUAAUGAACCAGAAGGUAAUUCAGUUAUGGUUGUAAAAGCUGAAAUUAAGGAAGAAUUUGUUGAAGGUGCCCCAAGAUAUAUAAAAAGUGAGUUAUCUACAUCUCUAGAUUUGGAAGACUUAAAGCAUGAACCAGAUGAAUAUAACUCAGGCACCAUUAAAGAUGAGAGCAUAUCGGAAACUAUGAAAGCUAUACCUAUACAUUCGUCUAAUUUGGAACAACUUUUGCUGAGCCCAUUUGUUGAAGAAAAAAUAUUAAGAUGUGAAAUUUGUUUUAAGCAACUUGCCAAUAGGAAUUUAUUAAAGGUACAUAUGAGAAUUCACACUGGAGAAAAGCCUUACAAGUGCGAAACUUGUUCUACCAAGUUUACUAGACCAGCUAAUUUGAAACUACAUAUGAGAUUGCACACUGUAGAAAGGCCUUAUAAGUGCGAAACUUGUUCUACCAAGUUUACUAGACCGUCUCAUUUGAAACUACAUAUGAGAUUGCACACUGGAGAAAGGCCUUAUAAGUGCGAAAUUUGUUUUAAGCGGUUUACUACAGCAGGUAACUUGCGAAUUCAUUUGAGAUUUCACAGUGGCGAAAAACCUUUCAAGUGUGAGAUUUGUUUUAAACAGUUCAUACAAAAAUGUCGUUUGGAAUAUCAUAUAAGAUCGCACACUGGGGAAAAACCUUACAAGUGCGAAGUUUGUUUGAAGCAGUUUCAUGCUUCUACAAAUUUAAAGAAGCAUUCGAGAUUGCACACUGGAGAAAAACCUUACAAGUGCGAAAUUUGUUGUAAAGAGUUCGCACAAGCAAAUCACUUGAGCCGUCACAUGAGAUCGCACACUGGGGAAAGACCUUACAAGUGCGAAAUUUGUUUUAAGCAAUUUACUACAGGAAGUAACUUAACAAGUCAUUCGAGAAUACACACUGGCGAAAAACCUUACAAGUGUGAAUUUUGUUUUAAGCAGUUUUCUCAGAUAAGUCAUUUGAGGAGUCAUUCGAGAGUGCACACUGGAGAAAGGCCUUACAAGUGCGAAAUUUGUUUGAAGCAAUUUAUUACAACAGGCAACUUGACAAAUCAUUUGAAAGUACACACUGGCAAAUAA